Molecule: messenger RNA, 1356 nt
Organism: Dendrobium catenatum
Lineage: Eukaryota; Viridiplantae; Streptophyta; Magnoliopsida; Asparagales; Orchidaceae
Product: dof zinc finger protein DOF2.1
Exons: 2
Coding region: 225-1103 (292 amino acids)
Biological process (GO): regulation of DNA-templated transcription
Molecular function (GO): DNA-binding transcription factor activity; DNA binding
Source: RefSeq, a predicted model, not a curated record
UAUCCCUUUCCCUCUCUACAUUCUCUCUCUAUCUCUAAACUUCUCUAUCUAUCUAGUUAGUUUCUCUCACUAAAACUCUCUCACUUAUUUAACUCAUGAGAGGUGCUCUGGGUUUCAGCUCCUCCUCUUUCCUUAACUGAGUUGCCUUCUCAUCUCUCUCUCUCUCUUAUCUCUUCUCUUUGCAUGCAUCUGUUUCUAAUUUCCUGAGAGCUUUGUUUGAAUGGAUGGAGAUCUCUACAGGCCACCACCAUCAGGCAAUGGCAAAUCAUCAACUAGAUCAUGAAGUUCUAAAUUGCCCCAAAUCAUCAUCAUCAACAUCCCCAGCUCAUCAUCUUCAACAGGAGAUCAAGAAGCCAAGACCUCAGCCAGAGCAAGCUCUAAGGUGUCCUAGGUGUGAUUCCACCAACACCAAAUUCUGCUACUACAACAACUACAGCCUUUCUCAGCCAAGAUACUUCUGCAAAGGCUGUAGAAGAUACUGGACCAAAGGUGGAUCUCUAAGAAAUGUUCCAGUUGGUGGAGGUUGCAGAAAGAACAAAAGAUCUUCACCUUCAACCUCCAAUUCAUCAUCUACUUCAAAGAAACCAGCUUUACAAGACAACCAAGAUCAAGUUAAUCCCACAUCUUUACUCAUUCCUUCCAUGCCUCUACCUCCUCCCCUCACCUAUGAUCCUAGUGACCUCACCCUAGCAUUUUCUAGCUUUCAUAGCCAUGACCCUUUCCUACUUGGUAACCCUAACCCUAACCCUAAUCCUAACCCUAAUGGAGCUGCUUUUCUAGAUAUUUUGAGGGGGGGUGAUCACAGUCAGAAUCAUGGAGGUGGUGGGGGUGGUCUUCAUAGCUUCUAUUAUGGGUUUAGUGGUGGAGGUGAUGAUAUCAGAGGCAUGCUUUCUUUUGAUGGAGGGGUGGGUGGCUGCAGUGAUAGUACAACAGUAGCUGCUGAAACAGGAGCCGUGGUGGGAAAUUCUGAUCAUCCUGCAAGUAAUGCUCAUAGUACUAGUACUAGCCAUGGAAGCUUGGGAAUGGAAUCUGGAAGAGAUUAUUGGAAUGGAGUUCCUUCUAAUUCGUCAUGGCAUGGGCUUAUUAAUAGUUCACUCUUGUAACUCAGAGAUGAACAUAUCAUAUCUAUAUUUAUAUAUUACGUGAGUCAAAUUCAUGUGUAGACACUAUUUCUCACGUAUUAAUAGUUUUUCUCCAUGAUGGAGACUUUAGGUUUUCAUAUAUGAUCUAUAUAUUUUAUCUUAAAUUUCUUCUUAAUUGUAUUUGUCUCUUCAUUUUUCUGAACUUGGGUGUGUUGCAAGAUCCAUAUUCAUGACUGAAACAUUAUAUUAAUAUGGAUUUCUCUUUCUUUUUUUU